Molecule: messenger RNA, 2177 nt
Organism: Syngnathoides biaculeatus (alligator pipefish)
Lineage: Eukaryota; Metazoa; Chordata; Actinopteri; Syngnathiformes; Syngnathidae
Gene: dck
Product: deoxycytidine kinase
Exons: 7
Coding region: 296-1330 (344 amino acids)
Cellular component (GO): mitochondrion; cytoplasm
Molecular function (GO): deoxycytidine kinase activity
Source: RefSeq, a predicted model, not a curated record
CAUCCGAUGACGAGUAACUGUCAGAUUGAGAGUCGUAUAUUAGAAUGAUGUUUGGUAUAGACAAUGUUGCCAUCUAGGGUAUUUUUUUUUGGUCUCCGAUAACAUACGACUUAUUAUACAUAGCCGCUUAGUGUUUCUUCCUGGGCAGAGAUGACAGCGCUCCAACAUGUUAGAAGAAAGAUGUUGCACUUUUAGUUGUUCGUUGUUUUUAAACAUAUCUCAGUGACUGUUACCACCUUGCGUUUUUUUUAGUAACUAUACUAGUUGUCAUCGUUGUGGCGUAUAAAGUCGUUUUAUGUGUAUUAUGUUUGAAAUAAUGCACUAUUUCGCCGGUGUUUUUUUUUUUUUUUUUUUUUUUCCCCACCCUCCACGCCAUGUUGAUUCCCGGAACGUCUCUGUUUUAGUGAUGAAUGGCUUCCGGGUUACUGCUGCUGUUGCCCGCCAAACUUUGACGUCCGCCCGCCGCUUUCUUGCUUCUUACCCCAACCGGCAGGCGCUGCGUUUGAAUUUUACCUUAUUUAUUAAUAACGGGGAAAAAAUGUCUUCAACCCCGAAGAGGCCGCGCUCCGACCUAGUGAACGACUCCAUGGAAAAGAGGAUCAAGCGUAUUUCCAUCGAAGGCAACAUCGCGGCCGGAAAGUCGACCUUCGUCCGCCUUCUGGAGCAGGAGUGCGCCGACUGGGAGGUGGUACCCGAGCCCAUCGCCAGGUGGUGCAACGUCCAAACAAGCGGCAGCGAUUUCGAGGAGCUGACGGCGUCGCAGCGCAGCGGCGGCAACGUGCUAAAGAUGAUGUACGACAAGCCGGAGCGCUGGGCGUACACCUUCCAGAACUACGCCUGCGUCAGCCGCGUGCGGGCCCAGAUGCGCUCGGCCAACGGGAAGCUGCGAGACGCCGAGAACCCCGUGCAGUUCUUCGAGCGCUCCAUCUACAGCGACAGGUACAUCUUCGCCGCCAACCUCUACGAGAACGAGUGCCUGAACGAAACGGAGUGGGCCAUCUACCAGGACUGGCACAGCUGGCUCCACAGCGAGUUCGGCCCGCACAUCGAGCUGGACGGGAUUGUCUACUUGAGAGUCCCCCCGGAGAAGUGCAUGGAGAGGCUGCGCCUGCGGGGCCGAGACGAAGAGCAGGAAAUCCCUCUGGAGUACCUGGAGAAGCUCCACGGCAAGCACGAGAGCUGGCUGCGGCACAGGACCAUGAGGAUGGACUUCGAGUACCUGGCCGACGUCCCGGUGCUGACGCUGGACGCCACGGAAGAGUUCAAAGGCGACAAGAGCAAGAGUGCCGACAUGAUGGAGAAGGUGAAAGAGUUCCUGACCACCAUAUGAGGAGCCACAGAAGGGGACAAAGGCACGAUUCAUUUUUUAAGUCUUUUUUUUUUUUUUUUUUUAACAAUGUAAUGCCCCAGCACUGAUAUUUUUGAACCACUUUUGUGUAUUUAUAACGUGUGUGUGUGUGUGUGUGUCUGCAUGUGGCUUAACCACAGAAAUAAACUUCUAUUAACAGAAAUAUUACGUCGUUUUAGGUCAAUACGAUAUUUUACAGAUUUUAGUAUACAUUCUGAGUGGGAAAAAAAAAUAUUUUGCAGCACCUCCAAAAACUGUCAUUAAGAACAAAGUCCAGAAGAUGGCGCUAGUCCUCCUGAUGGACUUAGUGUAGGGUUAGGUCAAAGCUAUAAUUUAAUAGACAAAAUAUUUUUUUUUUAAAGAAUUAAUUGUAUUUUUGUAUUGUAAAUUUGCAUAUUUGACUGUAAAUUUCCCUUUUUUUUACAAGAUUAACAAAAUGAAAAGUAAACACUCAGAAAAAUGCUUCUGCUUCCUUGGAAUUAACGUUUAAAUGCCUUAAACAGUUCAUAGUUGUAUAAUAAAUAAUUGAAAUGGAAAAACCCCAGUGAAGCCAUUAAAAUCACUACAUUAUGUUUUUACAUGAAGUUAAAUAUAUUUAAAAAAAACUUGAAAAUGGAUGGAUAAAAUAUACACUGGAUAUUCCUUUUUCACGACAUAAUCCAAUAAAAAUUUUUACCUUGACUAUGUAAAAGCGUUUAUUUUUUUUUCCAUUUAAAAGGGCAAUUCAGUCAUGUUUGCUGAGAUGAGCAAAAUUUUUCAUAAAUGUCAAAACAAUUGACAUAAAACGAAGUCCUAGUGACGGGUGAAUGUGUUCUCAAAUUAUAAUGUA